AUGGCUUCCCUACAAUGGUUCCUCUUCGUCUACGUCCUCGGCGGCCUCACCUUUCUACCUCUUGUGGUUAUUUUGGUGCUGGCCCACGCCUACUACACCCUACCUUCUCCUCACAACGGGAGCGCGAAAGCACCGCUCGACGAUGACCCUGCACAACUGGUGCGUGCCGAAGAUGACAAAGCUGCCUUCAAGACCGCUACCGACAGCCUCGCAGAGCAGUUCCACCGCAGGCACGACACAGACGUCGCUGCUGGCUACUUUGCCGUAUGCCGAGAAUAUGUGCCCGGAGUGGUCCUGACCAAGCCGCCGGACAAGAUCACUCCGGCUGGCGACGUGGUGGCGCAGGAAUCUCCGAGCGUCUACCAGAGCAUGUAUCGGAGUAUAUUCGACCGAUCGCAGAAGCCUACGAUCGAACCGAACAAGGACAACGCGGGCAAGGGCACCAAGAAGACGAACAAUGUCUUCUACGUCGUGCUUAGGCACGGACACCUCAUGCUCUACGACGAUAUCCAGCAGCUGGAAGUCCGCUACGUCAUCUCGCUCGACUACCACGACGUCGACAUCUACGCUGGGGGGGAAGACAUACCUGAGGGAGAAUUGUGGAUCAAGCGCAAUGCCAUUCGUUUGAGGCGGAAACAGACGCAGGUCGGGGACACGGCCACAUCCAUGCCCUUCUUUCUGUUCGGUCAAAGCCUGUCGGAGAAGGAAGACUUCUACCAUGCGAUCCUGAAGAACCAGGAGAAGGGCAUCUCGGACGAGCCGCCCGUGCCGCAGUUGUUCGAUGUUGGGCAUGCGGUGCUGCUGGUGCAGAAGCUUCACUCGUCCGAGGAGCACCUUCAGACGAGGUGGCUCAAUGCCAUCAUCGGCCGUGUGUUCCUCGCUCUGUACAAAACGCCCGAGAUAGAAGGCUUCCUUCGCGAGAAGCUGACCAAAAAGAUCUCGCGCGUCAAGAAGCCAACAUUCAUCACGAAGCUGGGCCUGCGGAAGAUUGAUCUGGGCACCAGCGCCCCAUUUUUCACCAACCCGAGACUGAAAGACCUCACUGUGAAUGGAGACUGCACCAUCGAAGCCGAUGUGAACUACACCGGCGGCCUCCGCAUCGAAAUCGCCGCCACGGCACGCAUCGACCUGGGCGCGCGCUUCAAGGCCCGCGAGGUGGAUAUGGUCCUUGCCGUCACCUGUAAGAAGCUACAGGGACACGGCUUGGUCAGAUGCAAACCGCCGCCCUCCAACAGACUCUGGUUUACGUUCGAGAAGAUGCCACAACUGGAUCUCGACAUUGAACCCAUUGUCAGCUCGCGGCAAAUUACCUACACCUUCAUCCUCCGUACCAUCGAAAGCAGGAUCCGAGAAGUCGUCGCGGAGAGCAUUGUCCAUCCAUUCUGGGACGAUAUACCUUUCUUCGAUACGAUGCCUCAGAAAUACCGGGGUGGUAUCUGGAAGAGAGAAGCGCAAGACACGACGACGGAGAUCCCCAACGAGGAACCCGAAGACCUGUCCGAAGCAGACAGCUCGGGGACCCCGACGUCCGCCGUGCUCUCCAAAGAUGAGAGAGUGUUGAGCAUGCCAGCCCUGAGUGAUAACGGCGGCAUAGGCACGGCGAAGGCUGCAAAGAAAUCGCUGGCCUCGUUGAACGAGAUUUGGGGCAAGAAGAAGUCGGAGCCGGUCGACAGGCCGGACUCUGCGACUCCUCGGUUACUACGAUCGACCUCGUUCGCUAACGCGGCCGAUCCGACCAUCACCACCAAUCAUGCCGACGCCAACACCCCUACUCGAGGCUCAGAAGCCGGUGCCCAUCGCGAGAGCGUUGCCACGAUCUUGAAGGAUAUCUCGGCACGAUCGAGCUCUAGCAACCAGUCAGGACCAGACUCGCCCGCCGGGUCCCCACCGGUGGAGUCGGCAAUGGCAAUGGCUAUGAAAGGACGUUCUUCAAGCACCACUUCUGGCGCAUCCGACGACCGUGAACAGGCUGGCCGUUUGAGUCGCAGAUCCUCUUCCCUUCCACAAACGCCGACGAAUGCCAGCCGAGCUUCCCUGGCGCCCUCCGAGACCAAUGAAACGAAGGAUGAGAGCAGACCGCCCACGGUCGAGGCAGAGAGGGAGCCUCCCAAGAAAUUCUCGUUCGGCGCGAAGUCAUUGACAAGUGGGGAUCGGAAACAAGCGCUGGCCUCUGUCAAUGCCGCGGCUGCGGCAGCCCAGAAAUGGGGUUGGGGAGUGCUGGCGAGGAACAGGCAGCGUGAAGCACAAGCAGCUGCAGCAAAAGCCGCCGAGGAAGCUUCGAACGGUGCCUCUUCUCCCAGAGAACCAAUGGGUCGUGGGAGGCCUCUACCGCCUCCUGGUAUGCCGCUGCCUCCGCCCGAACGACCCAAAUCUAGCUCUUUUCUGGCGUCGAAGAGGAAGCCAGUACCGCCUCCAAUGUUGCCGAAGCGUCCCGAGACUGAUGGGUCGACGCCGGCCAAAUCCUCUCCCAAACCACCUCUUCCGGAGAGACGCAAGAGACAGAGUUCCAUGCAACCAGCUGAUGAGGCUGAGAACGAAGUGCUCGUUGUGGAAGCUCCGAUCGAGUCUGCUCCAGCCAGUCCGACUGAUGAUGAACGUUACGAUGGUGGACAUCGCGAUGACUUCUUCGGGCACGGCGAGGAACAGCUUGACCCUGCACCACCAGUCCUACCGACACCAGAUGCAAGUCUCGGACAGGAUGAGCCGGCAGAAAAGUUGGUCAAUCUGCCGACGCCUCCGCGUGACGAGGUGGCCGAAGAGCACAUGCACACACAGCCGCUGUCAGCUGAGAGACCCAGUACCGGCACCAGCAAUAGCACCAGCGAGUACUCGCCGCCACUGGUGCAAGAGGGGGAGAGUGGGGAGAUCAACCGGCAGGAGAUCCGCAUGUACACGUAG
Molecule: messenger RNA, 2898 nt
Organism: Cladophialophora carrionii CBS 160.54
Lineage: Eukaryota; Fungi; Ascomycota; Eurotiomycetes; Chaetothyriales; Herpotrichiellaceae
Exons: 2
Coding region: 1-2898 (965 amino acids)
Biological process (GO): phospholipid transport
Cellular component (GO): ERMES complex; endoplasmic reticulum
Molecular function (GO): lipid binding
Source: RefSeq, a predicted model, not a curated record